AUGGUAGUCCAAGUUCCCAGCCUGGAGCAGCUCGGAGGAAGUCAUUCAGUGGAGGCACAAGAAAGCAGAAAAGAUAAACAGAUGAUAGUUCACAAAAUUUGUGUCGGACAAAGGAUGCAGAUACCGUGAGCUGCUUUGGAGAUGUGAUUCAGGGACCCUGUCAUGCUAGAUGGAAGACGUUGCAAGUGGUUAAUGUCAGCAAGACUGUAAUAGGAUCAAGAUGGAGUCUGUCUUCGGCUUUCCCAGCACUGCGUUUGUGUGACUGGAGGAUUCUGCCUGGAGGUAACGCUGCAUGUGCCAUGACACGACCUACUUUAAUUCUGUGAAGGAUUCCUGGGAUUGGAGAGAUUUGAAGACCACAUUCUAUUUACUGGCUUCUUGGGAUUUUACUCACAGAUCCUCUCAGGUACAGGAUAUAGGGCUGCAGCAUUUUAAAUUGUGGGGAAAUGACAAAACUCGCUCUCAUCUUCAAUCAGUGCAUAUGAAGUCAUCUUUCAUCAAGUUCCAUCUCCUCUAGUCUCAUACGGAACGUAUCUCUCUAUCUGUUGUUAAACUACGAUGACAUGUCUGUAGCUAUCAGAAAGAGAAGCUGGGAAGAACAUGUGACCCAAUGGAUGGGACAGCCUUUUAAUUCUGAUGAUUAUAACCCAGCAUGUCAUCAUGGACUAGUAGCUGACAGCUUGCAGGCAAGUAUGGAAAGAGAUGCAACUUUAAAUGCGGAUCGUAAAGAGAGGUGUGUUUCAUUACCAGAUUGCUGCCAUGGUUCAGAGCUGAGAGACUUUCCUGGGAGGCCAAUGGGUCACAUUUCAAAGGAGGUGGAUGAAAAUGACAGACAUGAAGGUGAAGAUCAGUUUCUUUCUCUAGAGGCUAGCACAGAAACACUAGUGCAUGUUUCUGAUGAGGAUACCGAUUCCGAUCCAUAUAUUACAGAUGAUAAACAGAUUUUCACUACCCAAGGACAAAAAAUAUCAGACCAACAUAGCAGCAGAGGAGCAGGCUCCUCAGUAAAGACGCUGCCCGUCAUGGAAGGUCACCAGAGUCACUCCUGGGGAAUGGCUGAUGGAGCUGACUUAGCACUGGUCGAAGAAAGGGGGGAGAAAAAAGUUGUUGGCAUUGUAAGUAAAAGCCUGGAGCUUUGUAAUGAUAUCAGCUUAAGUGAAAUAAAAGAUGCAUCUAAUAAAAUAAAUGCAUGUGACUCUUCGAAUGUAAAAGAUAUUGUGCCCGAGAAGCAAUUGCUUAAUUCUGCUGUAAUUGCUCAGCAACGGAGGAAGCUUGACUUCCCUAAAGAUGAACAUGAAAGAAACACCUGCAGCGCAGUACAGGAUGAGUUCUCGGCCCUUCCUUGCACGGACAGAGGGCUGCCGUUAUUAAAAACAGAUUCUGGAAGCUGCCUUCUGCAGCCUCCUUCCUGCCCUAGUGGAAUGUCAGCUGAAAAUGGCCUAGAGAAGAGUGCUUUCUCAGAACCUCAAAACAAAAGUCUCCCAAAGGUCAACUCAGGAGAUAGCAUGCAGUGCAUACAAUUAAAGGAAACUCCGGCCACCCAGGAGCUCGCAGAUAACCCAGUCAGGCUUCGCAAAAGAAAGGAAAUAAGAGAAGAUCGAGAGAGGGCGCGGCUGGACUCCAUGGUGCUGCUAAUUAUGAAACUGGACCAACUUGAUCAGGACAUUGAGAAUGCCCUCAGCACCAGCUCCUCUCCAUCCAGCACGCCAACAAACCUGCGGCGGCACGUUCCUGAUUUGGAGUCAGAAUCUGAGAGUGGAGCAGAUACCACUUCAGUAAAUCAGACACAAAUAAAUUUGUUUUCUAACACCGAAUCUACCGACCUACCAUCUUCCACCCCAGUGGCCAGUUCUGGAACCAAACCCAAGUCUAUGGUAAGUUAUAAAUGAUAACAGUCAGUUUUAACAUGAAUUGCUGGUGAUCAUAAGGUAAGAGUUGAUAUCUCAUCCAUUCAAUAUAGAAGAAAUAAUCUUUGAGUCCUUGAGUGACUUGAUAGCAUUUAAUUAAGUACAUCUCAACAUACAUUGUUUGUUUGCUUUAUAACUGAUAACACAAGUACUUGACUAAAACAGGUCAUGGUUCUAGAAUUAUGCAAAAUGUGGUAUCAG
This is a messenger RNA of Ailuropoda melanoleuca (giant panda), 2108 nucleotides long. RefSeq names its product rho GTPase-activating protein 7-like. NCBI's taxonomy places the organism in Eukaryota, Metazoa, Chordata, Mammalia, Carnivora, Ursidae. Bases 564 to 1889 code for a protein of 441 amino acids. The record is from RefSeq and is a predicted model, not a curated record. The transcript has 4 exons.